UGACUUAAAAGAAAGAGGAGGAGCUUCGAGAGAGAGACUCCGGCUGUCAAUCAAAGGCGGGAGUUCCAAUAAUCUCCAGCAAUCUGUUAGGACCUGACCUGGAGUCCACUCAGAUCAAUAGGAAAAGUGAAGGGAGAAAGAGACGGAGGAUCGUUACGCAGCAGCGGCUGGAGGAGGAGGAAGAAGAAGACGAAGAAGAGGAAGAGGAGGAGGAGGCGGCGGCGGCAGGAGCAGCGGCAGUCCCCCCCCCCGGCCUCGCCUGGUCUCCCCACCCCGCUAACCCACCCGGCACCGCCAAUGCCUGGCAGAGUUUCUGAGACGCACUAAAAAAGUGCAGGCGAGGCGAGCAAAGGGCGAACUACCGGGCUCCUUUUCUUCGCUUCUGCGCCUCUCUCUCUCUCUUUUUCCUUCCUUCCUCGCGCUCUUUCCUUUCGCUUCUCUUUCCUUUCCUCCCCCUCCCUCUUUCCCCUCCCCUCCCCUCUUUCCUUCCCCCCUUCCUUUCCCUCUUCCCCCCUCCUCGCCUCUCCCCCCACCCCCCUACCCCAACCACACACCACCCCGCCAUGGCAUUUUCCCAGUUGGGAUACCAGUAUAUCCGGCCGCUCUACCCGUCGGAUCGCCAAGGGAACAGCAGCUCCCGAAGCGGGGCAGACCUCAGCCCGACGGGGACGCUCUCCAACGUGCUCUCCUCCAUGUACGGAGCGCCGUACGCGGCAGCCGCGGCUGCUCAGGGAUACGGAGCCUUCCUCCCCUACACCGCCGAGCUACCCAUCUUCCCGCAGCUGGGAGCCCAGUAUGAGCUGAAGGAGGGCCCCGGCGUCCAGCACCCGGCUUUUCCUCACCACCACCCGGCUUUCUACCCCUAUGGGCAGUACCAGUUUGGCGACCCGUCGAGGCCCAAGAACGCCACUCGCGAGAGCACCAGCACCCUCAAGGCCUGGCUGAACGAGCACCGGAAAAACCCUUACCCCACCAAAGGCGAGAAGAUCAUGCUGGCCAUCAUCACCAAGAUGACCCUCACGCAGGUCUCCACCUGGUUCGCCAACGCCCGGCGGCGCCUCAAAAAGGAGAAUAAAAUGACCUGGGCUCCGCGGAGCCGCACCGACGAGGAGGGCAACUCUUACGGCAGCGAGCACGACGAAGAGGACGGCGAAGGCGACAAGCGGGACCCCGACGACGAGGAGAUCGACCUGGAGAACAUCGACACCGAGAAUAUGGAGAGCGGGACGCCAGGGGCCAAAGCGGGGCAGCUUCUCCUGGAAGGGGAGGACGACGAGGAGGAGGACGAGGAGGAGGAAGAGGACGAUGAACCGCCGGAUGAUUCGGUGCUCCUCCAUUCCGACGCCAAAACCACCGACUCGGAGGGCUCCGACGGCUUCGAGGACCUGCCGGGAGCUCAGGAGCGCUUCCUGAAGGCUAUGGAGGCCCGGCAGCGCGCCUCGUCGGGCGAGCUGCCUUCGCCAGCGGCUCUCCAGCAGCAGCAACAGCUGCAGCAACAGCGCCAUCCUUCCUCCCCAGCGUCCCCCCCAACGGCUCCCAGCUCCGCUUUGGCACAGCAAGCGCAGCCUCCCAAGCCCAAGAUCUGGUCCUUAGCAGAGACGGCUACCAGCCCGGAUAACCCGUCGCGGAAAUCUCCCCCCGGCGGAGGUUCCCCCCCUGCGGCAGCGGCCACCCCCCAGAGCCUCCAGCUGGUGGGAGCCCCCGCACCGCCGCAGCCUCCUCCGACGGCCCCGGGCCCCGCACACAGACUGGUCGCCUCUUGCCCUCUGGGCAAAUUCGCUAACUGGUCCAGCCGGGCCUUCUCGGCCCACCCCCAUCAUCACCACCACCACCAUCCCCACCCGCUCACUUUACUGAACACUCCCCACCUGCUGGGACUUGGGGGGUCGAACCCCAGCGCGGCCCCCAGCGCGGCGGCUAUCGCGGCUUUCUCCAGACCCGCGGACCAAGCGCAGAGCGCGGAGUCCUCCGGAACAGAUCGAUCUAGUGCCUUGGAAGUAGAGAAAAAGUUAAUAAAGACAGCUUUUCAACCAGUUCAGAGGCGGCCUCAGAACCAACUUGAUGCAGCUAUGGUUCUAUCUGCGUUGUCAUCAUCUUAGUUAAUUUUUUUUAUAAUUAUUGUUCUAAUGAUUGUAAAAUAAAAUUCUCUGUAUAGUUACAACUUGUACGCAUGUCCAUGUAUCAAAUGAAAAAAAUUACAAAAACCAAGAAAAAAACCCCCUGCUUCUGUGCUAUCAUCUGGAUUAGCUGAAUUCGUGAGGUUUUUUGGAAGUCCAGUGCGAAAUAGGCGUCUUCAUUUUCUUUUUUGUAUAUAUAGUAAAAAGAAAAAAAAUAUGUACAUAUGUGUGAACCAAAUUGUACAAGAAAGUAUAUAUUUUUGGCUAAUAAACUGUUGCCACUUUGACUACAAUUUUCUGAUACUUACGUGAAUUAUUAUUAUUAUUAUUAUUACUAUUAUUAUUAUCAUCACCAUCACCAUCAGCAUAAUCAUUUCCUUUUGUCACUUUGGGAAACUUUUGAACUAACUUUGGAAGAUUACCCACUAUGCUUAGAUUUACAGAAGGGUAGCCAUCUUUAGAGGCUUCCAAAUCCUGAUUUUCUAUAACUGCGAGAACGAAAACCAGUAGCAAUCCUAAGUACAUAAUGCAACUGUGAGCUAGCUAGAAGAAAAUGUGAACAGUGUGUGUUUGUGUACAGGGAAGAGAGGAGUGUGCGUAUUCAUUUGAAUUAAAGAGAGCGGGGGCAGAAAUCUGCAUUUGGGACUUUCUGGUUACUUUGCUGUAUUAAUUUUUAAAUAUAUUUUGGAGGGGGGGGGGACCCGCGUGUUUUUGUACUGUAUUAGGAAUCAUUGGUGGGGCCAUCGCUGCAGAUCUGAUCAAAACGCCUCGCACUAUCCUGUUUUAAUUUUGUGUGUGGUUUAAGAGGUUUCUGCUUGAGAGCAAAGUCCGCUGGUUUAAAUGGCCCAUAUUUUUCAAAGUUGCAAAAAGAAAAGAAAAGAAACGUCCUUAGGAGAUCGAAUCGUCUUUUCGCUUUGCGGCUGGAAAUCCUGGGCAAUUUCAGGGGGUCGUUCAAAGCGCGCUCGCGUCUGUUUGAAUUGCUAAGCGCUACGGGAAUUUGUUUGUGUGUGUGAUUUCCACCCCCCCCCCGGCCGCUUCUCCUUCCACGUUAGCGUAAGGAUCGCACUGUAUAUUUGAGACAGCUGUUGGCUAGAUCAAGUCAGGGGCAAGGCAAGUUGGGAAAGUCAGCCCCGUCGUAUUCCUCCUUGUCCUUUUUCCACGGCUAAAGAGACACAAGGUCGGAAGGAGGUGGGCGGAGAGACGAAAGGCCCGAGUAAAGAGAGGAAGAGGAGAGGGGGUCUCUCUCGCUCUCCAAGGAUAUGUGGAUUAAGAAGGAAAAGCUAUUGCUGGCUGAGCUGGCAGCGC
Zootoca vivipara (common lizard) is the source of this 3422-nucleotide messenger RNA. RefSeq names its product iroquois homeobox 3 (gene IRX3). NCBI's taxonomy places the organism in Eukaryota, Metazoa, Chordata, Lepidosauria, Squamata, Lacertidae. The record is from RefSeq and is a predicted model, not a curated record. Gene Ontology annotation, molecular function: RNA polymerase II cis-regulatory region sequence-specific DNA binding; DNA-binding transcription factor activity, RNA polymerase II-specific. Gene Ontology annotation, biological process: regulation of transcription by RNA polymerase II; cell development; neuron differentiation. Gene Ontology annotation, cellular component: nucleus.